Molecule: messenger RNA, 5365 nt
Organism: Phascolarctos cinereus (koala)
Lineage: Eukaryota; Metazoa; Chordata; Mammalia; Diprotodontia; Phascolarctidae
Source: RefSeq, a predicted model, not a curated record
GGGUAGCGUUUCCUGGUAACUUUUCGAGCGCUCCAUUUCUGGUCGCCAUCGCCGUUUCAUUUGCAGUGUAACCUUUACGAAGGGAUGUGAUUUAAAAAAAAAUUAUUUUUGGCCAGGAUGGGGGGGGAAUUAAAAUCAAACAAAAUUUAUGCCCUUUUUUGACUCAAUUGUUAGAACUCUCAUGGCCGGCUUUUGUUUCCAGCCGGUGAGGGAUGAGCGAACACUCCGAAGGCCUCUUGGUUGGACAGCGAAGGAGGGAGUUGCGAGGGCGCAUGCGUCUUGUGUUCCGAGGCCUCGGGCUUAAAGGGAAGCUGGCGGGCAGCUGAAGUUGUUGCUAGGGUACAUCGGUGGGGUGCUGACGGGUUUGGGAAGCGGAACCCGUGAGUGUGGGGGAAAGGUGCCUUGCACCCCGGGGGAGGAAGCCAGGCCGUCUCUCUACAGAUUGUAAUCUUUGGUUUGAAAAUUUAAUGGAAACAGAAGAUUAUUUUCUCGUUAAGAAUGGGGCUCGCCUUGUUAGCACCAGUCUUCUUCACUCCAAGGGAUUUCACCCUGAAGAGCAGAGAAGUGUUAAAAUACCAGUGAAGAUGCUCCGUGAAAUGGCUGCCCCCAGUCUUGUUAAUGAUUUGAUGUUGCCUGAAAAUGAAUCAGCAUACAUUCCCCCUGCUUUGUCAGCAAAUAAGCCGAGUCCUGCUGACUUGAAUGGAAUAUCGAGUGGUACAUCAUAUGUGGCAUCUGAUAGAAAUCAUAAACAUCUGCCUAAGCCAAAAAAUGUUAUGGAUCCCAUUUUAUCAGAAGAGGAUAACCCUAAUGCUAUUGCAGUCCAAGGGGUUCCUUUGGAUAAUGCAGAUGAAAGUAAUAGAGCAAAAGCAAAUGAUAUCUUUAUUUCUCAGUAUACUGUUGGCCAGAAAGAUGUUCUAAGAGCUGUUUUAAAGCAAAAAGUCCAACACUCACCUACUUUUAAAGAAGUGAAAGUGCAGCUUUUAGAAGAUGCAUGUACAGUAAAAGACCCUGUUUCUGUGGAGAUGAAAUCGCCAUCCAGUGGAAUCGAUUCUGCUUCAACUGUGGCCGCAGCAACGGCUGCUGCCAUUGCAACAGCAGCUCCACUGAUAAAAGUACAGAGUGAUUUGGAAGCAAAAGUUAAUUCUGUAUCGGAAUUACUCAGUAAACUCCAGGAGACAGAUAAACAAUUGCAACGUGUUACAGAGCAGCAGAAAAACAUUAAAAUUCAGCCUGAGAGAUCUUGUUGCCAAGACCGUGAGAAGCAGUUUGACAUGUUUAUAGGGCAACACCUUAGGCAUCUGGAAAAAAUACAACAACAACAAUUAGAUAUUCAGAACCAUUUAAUUACCUCUGCAUUCAACACUGGCAGAUUCCAGCCUGUCAAUGGGCCACCUUCCAAUCUAGUAGAAAAAUCAUUUGUAAAAUCAGAACUUCAACGUCCUGUUACCAGUAACCAUUCUUCACAUCACAGACACACAGAGCUUCCUAGUCAAGCAUAUUUAAGGCAAGUUGAAGAUUUGGGAUUUGACAAUCAAAAAUCUCCACUUGAGACCCCAGCACCCCGAAGAUUUGCUCCUAUACCCGUUUCUAAAGAUGAUAAAAUCUCCAAGAGUGCAAGACCUGGGGAAGAAAAGGAAAAUUUACAGAUAUUAUCUUGCAAAGAAAGUGGAAGAUUGUUGGAGCAGAUCCUAAAUAAUCAGUACACCUGUGUAAAAGAGAGUGAGUCUUCAGAAAGAAUUUCAUUGGCCACAUCAAGAAUAAAACAGGAUCCUCUGAGAGCGAAAUCAUUUCCUUCUCGUGAAGAGUUUCAAAUAGCUGAAAAGACUAUGCAGCACAUCGAUGAUGUCUUUUGUGGUCUUGGCAGAAGGAAGAAAGAGCCAGAAGAGUCUUUGAGCGCCUUUAGAGCUGAUGAUCUUCCACGUAGUCCAGUCCAUCCUAAGUCAACCAAAACAGCAAGAUCUAUUUUGAAAGAUGCUGAAAAAAUUUUAAGAGGAGUGCAAAAUAAUAAAAAAGUUCUUGAAGAAAACCUGGAAGCUAUUAUUCAUGCAAAAGAUGGAGCUGCCAUGUAUUCCUUUAUUAAUGCCCUGGCUACUAACCGAGACAUGUUGGAGAAAUUUCGUAUUAGAAAGACAGUGGAUGAAUGGAUUAAAAUAAUCACUCAGGAAAUUCAGGAUGAAUUGGCAAGAAAAGAUUAUGAACAUAAGAAAUUUGAUAAGAAUCGAAGGUCAAGUUUCACCAAAAAAGCCUUAAAUAACCAACAUCAAAAAACGAGCAGAGAAAUUAAAACUAGUGCUGAAGAUAAAACUAUAAAUAGAUUUGUGUUUCCAGCAAAACAUCUCCAUAAGCAGUUAGAAGAGAGUUAUAGAAGUACAUAUCUAAAGAACAUUUGUGCUUCAAAUUUAGAUAAAGACAGAAAAGAGGGACAUCUAAAGGCAAUCAAAGUGGCACAAAGUAGUGACUACUUGUUACAGAUUUACGGAAAACCAGUUUAUCAAGGUCAUCGCAGCACUCUUAAAAAAGGUCCAUAUCUUAGAUUUAAUUCACCAUCUGCCAAAUCCAAACCGCAGAGACCUAAAGUAAUAGAACAAGUUAAAGGUACUAAGGUAAGGUCAACAAGAACACAAACUGAGUUGGAGAAAACCAGAUCAGUGGGGACAGAUUCAAGAAAGCCACGCUCCUUUUCUUUACCUUCUCACCAGGAACAGCAAUAUUUGUUCAGCCCGAGCCGAGAAGUGCCUUCUGUUUCAGGAACACUUGAAGGUCAUCUUAUUCCAAUGGCAAUUCUUUUAGGACAGACCCAAAGCAAUAGUGAUUCUGUGCCACCUGCUGAAGUAAUUAUAGAAAAACCACACCUUGUAACAGUAACUACUUCUAUUCCUCCGUCCACUCAAACUAAACAAACUGGACCAAAGAAACCCAACACAGCAGUUAUAGAGAUGACAUCAGAAAAAAAGGAUCCUCCUCAGCUUACUAUACAGGUAUUACCCAAUUUAGAUAUUGAUAGCCUUCCAAAUGAAAGCACGGAUGAAAACCAAACUUCCGCCAGUUUCAUAGAAGCAUCUCAUCCCCCACAGACAUGGAUACAGGAUCCAGAAUUUACCCAGCCUGACGAAGAUGACCCCAAGUUUCCAGGAUCCAACUUUGAUGAAGUAAUUGAUGUUAUACAGGAUGAAGAAAAAAGUGAUGACAUUACAGAUUUCUCUGAACCAGUCCUGGAGUUUAACCAAAGUGCUAAAGUUACUUCUCAAAAUUAUAAUGGUCCUCCAUUUCCACCAGUUGUAUCUACUGCUCAGCCUACUGCUGAUAUUCUGGAGAAAGUGAUUGAGAAAAAAGAGGCUCUAGAAAAUAGCCUUAUUAACUGGGUAGAACAAGAAAUAAUGUCAAGAAUUAUUACUAGGAUGCUUCCAUUCCAGCAACAGGCAGUACCUAAUGUCAGUGUUUCAGAAAGUGAAGAAAGUGAAACUUCAGCUCCUGAUGUUGUUGAAGCCGCAGGUGGUACAGGAUUUCGACUCGUUGUUGAUGCAGGUGUGCCUGUGAACUCAGACGUGAUUAGUCUUUUUGUGAAUGAAGCUCUUGAAGAGAUUAUUGCCAUCAUGCUGGGUAACAGGGAAAUAACAAAAGGCAUUCCUCCUCUUCCUGCAAAUGUUCCUGCUGAUGUAACAUACUUACCAACUCUUCACCAUACUCCAGUGCCAACUCCACAGCCUACUCCACCUCAGUCUCCUCCUCCGUGUGCGCUUAAGGAACCACUAUUAAUAAAAACUCCAGAGGCUUCGCCCUGUGUUUCAGAACACAAUGAUAUUUUUCCUGUAAAAGAACAAUUUACUCAAACAGGAAAUGAUAAUCUCCCUGCAAGUACUCUCGUUACUACUCCUGUAGUUACUCCUGCAGCUACACCCCCUUUAGCAGGUACACCAACUCUUACUCUCUCUGAAGAGUCCUCUGAAAAACUGAAGAGACCAAGCCCCAAACUCCCCAAGCCGUGGAGUAAUGAUGAUUUGCCACUGGCUGAAGAGAUUCCUAAUCCUAUUCAAGAGGAACCACUUCACCCAAGAGCUGUUGUGAUGUCUGUGGCACGAGAUGAAGAGCCUGAGAACUUGGUCGUACCCAGUCCAUGCCCCGUUCCCAAUCCAGUCGUCUUUAAGUCAUUUCCUGCUGAAGCUCGAGCUCCUUCUCCGGUGCACACGCCAGGUUCUGACCAGAUGACACAGGAAAGCAGCUCGAGCUACAUCACCACCACCGCAGAGACCCUCGAGAGACCCAUUUCAGAGGGAGAGAUUCUGUUUAGUUAUGGGCAGAAGAUGGCUGCAAGAGAUAGAGCAGAUGGAGGACUGUUUUUAACCAACUUCAGUGAUAGUUUAUCUAGUACUCUGCAUGAUGCUCAUGAAAUGGAAGAUGAUUCUCCCAGUGAAGGACAGGUGAUGAUGAAGAGACCCCAUAAAGGAUAUCAAGAAGAUAAACUUUUCUCACUUCUUGCUAAAUUAAACCAAGAACCAUUAGAUUCACAGCAAGUGGUCUACCAUUCCGAGGAAUCUGAAAAUAGUGUAGGGGAACUUAGUGAAGGACAAAGACCUAGACUUCCAGCAGCAAAGGAGAGUUUCUUCAUGGGACAUCACAGGGAUCGGCCUACACUCAUUUCUACAGAGUGUUCAGAGCAAAAGAGUUAUCAUGGGCCAUUAUCAAAGCAAUUUGACAAAACCACAGGAGAAGUUCAUGAAGAUUCAUGCGUCAGUCAUGGCCCGAUGAGUUUGGGGGAACUAGAUUUGCAGCAGAUUUCAAGCCUCCCUCUUCAGGCAACACAGAUAAAUGCGAUUAAGUUGGCAGUUGCACCUGAAGAUCUUGCUCCGGGCGAGCAGAAACAACAUCAGGAAGUUCAACCAGCUGAGCAGAAGCCGGUACGAGCCCGUGUAAUACGCGUAAAGAAUAAGUCAGAAACUUCCUUUGCACACCUCCGAGAUUCACUAGGAGACAUGGAUCGGACACAUAUCGAACCUAAUCAUUACCUUACUUCUUUAUUUGCAGGAGGGGAAGCAGUACCACAUUUAACGUCACAGGCCACAUUUGCCAAGAUGUCUGUGACUUUGCCUUCAGUGAAUGUGGACGACCACUCUCACUCUCAGAACAUCAGUACGAUACAGGGAGAUACAGACUCCUCAGGAGCUGAUACUUUUUAAAAAUUGCUGUUUUAUGAAGUAUGUUUAAAUAAAAAAGUUGUUAGUAAUAUUUGUACUACUUUUGAAAUAUUUGUUUUGGUGUAAAACAGUUUCCCAGAUUUCUCUAUUUGUGUUCCUUAAGAAUAAUUCAUAAUAUGUUUUAAGGAGAUAUCCUUGUGAAUAUGUGCAAUUUCUAAAUAAAAUGAUUUAUA